UUGCAUGCCAGUGAUUUCAAUACCCUACGGCAGACCGUGCUUCAGAAUGUUAAUCGCAGAAGGGUGAAGAUAUCAGGUUUCUUACAAGAAAGUCUGCAAGAAGCUAAUUCGUCUAUACGAGUCAAUAACAAUGGCAGAGUUUUAGCCUAUGGAUUCGAUAGACCAGGCAA
Perkinsus marinus ATCC 50983 is the source of this 170-nucleotide messenger RNA. RefSeq lists its product as hypothetical. The annotation marks the transcript as partial. The transcript is spliced from 2 exons. The record is from RefSeq and is a predicted model, not a curated record. Lineage: Eukaryota; Perkinsozoa; Perkinsida; Perkinsidae.